ACCGAUGAUGGAGAGGAGGAGGAUGGAUGCAGCACUGCUGGUGCUGUUCCUGGGACACUUCGCCACUGCGCUGGAGGUCCCACUAGACCUGCCGCAGCCGCCGACCAUAACUCACCAGUCCCCCAAGGAUUACAUCAUCGACCCACGAGAGAACAUUAUAAUCCACUGCGAGGCGAAGGGGAAGCCUCAUCCCAGUUUCUCCUGGACGAGAAAUGGGACCCACUUUGACAUCGACCAGGACCCCAACGUGACCAUGAGGCCCCACUCUGGGACCCUGGUGGUGGACAUCAGCAGAGCGAAGGUUGAAAAUUACGAGUGUGUGUACCAGUGCACAGCAAGGAACAAACACGGAACUGCUGUUUCAAACAACAUAGUCGUACAACAGUCCAGGUCCCCCUUGUGGUCAAAGGAGAAAAUCAAGCCAAUCGUUGUUAGGGAGGGCGUGUCCUUGGUGCUGCCAUGUCGACCCCCUGCUGGCCUGCCUCCACCCAUCAUAUUCUGGAUGGACAAUUACUUCCAAAGGCUGCCUCAGAGCAGCAGGGUGUCCCAGUCCCUGAACGGAGACCUUUACUUUUCAAAUGUACUCCAAGAGGAUUCCAGGAACGACUACAUCUGCUACGCCCGCUUCCCAUACACACAAACCAUCCAGCAGAAACAACCCAUCACCGUCAAGGUCCUCAGCAUGGAUGCAAUCAAUGACACAGUGGCAGCUUUUUACAAUGACACAGAUUUAUUUAGUGAAGACCCAGCAGAUGAGAGAAAGCCAAACUUCCUUAUCCCUUCUGGCCCCUCCAGCUCCAAGAUAGUGUUGAGAGGACAGGUGCUGGAAAUGGAGUGCAUUGCCGAAGGAUUGCCCACCCCUGAAAUCUCCUGGACCAAAGUGAGCGGCGAUCUCCCAGCCAAACGCACGUCUUUCCUGCACUACGACAGGACCCUGCGUAUUGUGAACGUUUCAGAAUCAGACGCAGGAGAUUACCGCUGCACCGCCAGAAAUAUGCUCGGCUCGGUGCACCACACCAUCCACGUCACGGUCAAAGCUGCUCCAUAUUGGAUCAGGGGCCCUCCCAGCAAUCUUGUUCUAGCUCCAGGAGAGAACGGUUCGCUGACCUGCAGGGCCAGUGGCACGCCCAAGCCCUCCAUCACCUGGGCUAUGAAUGGCAUCCCCAUAGAGAAUUCUCCCAAGGAUCUGAGCAGAAAGGUGGAGGACGACACCAUCAUCUUCACUGAUGUGCAGACUGGAUCCAGCGCCGUCUACCAGUGCAAUGUCUCCAAUGACUACGGGUACCUCCUGUCCAACGCCUUCGUCAAUGUGCUCUCGGAGCCGCCCAGAGUGCUGACACAAGCCAACAAAGUCUACCAGAUCAUCAGAAGUCACCAGGCCCUGUUGGACUGUGCUUCCUUUGGUUCACCCAUCCCUAAAAUUACAUGGUUCAAGGACAGCCGGUCCAGCACCCUGGAUGGAGAGCCUUACAUCCUUCAUGACAAUGGGACUUUAGAGAUUCCCAUAGCUCAAGCCCACAAUAGUGGCAAAUACACCUGCGUGGCCAGGAACACACUGGGCAUCUAUGAGAAUCACGUCUACCUGGAGGUCAAAGAGCCCACCCGAAUCCUGAAGCAGCCGGAUCACAAAGUAGUCCUGAGGGGCAGGUCUGUGGUGUUUGAGUGUACGGUGAAACACGACCCCUCACUCAUCCCCACCAUGACCUGGCUCAAAGACGAUGGAGAGCUGCCUGAUGAUGAGAGAUUAAUCGUAGACUCAGACAGCCUCACCAUCACUGAUGUGACAGAGAACGAUGCGGGGGAGUACACCUGCAUCAUGAACACCACACUGGACCAUGAUUCAGCCCGCGCUGUGCUCACUGUUGUUGAGCGACCCGACCCCCCAACUGACCUAGAGCUGACUGACCACAAAAAGAGGAGUGUUCAGCUCACUUGGACUCCAGGGGAUGAACACAACAGUCCUAUUCAGAAAUUUCUGAUCCAGUAUGAAGACUCACUGCACCACCGAGGUCACUGGCACAAUCUUACCGAGGUCCCUGGAACCAAGACGACAGCUCACCUCAAACUGUCACCCUACGUCCACUACACCUUCAGAGUUCUGGCCCUCAAUGCCGUCAAUUUCAGCCGCCCCAGCUUCCCCUCCAGGGUGUUCAAGACAGAACCUGCAGCUCCAGACGAGAACCCAACAGGUGUCCAGGGAUUUGGAACAGAACAUGAUAAUCUUGUAAUCUCAUGGAAGCCACUGUCAGGCCUCCAGUCUAAUGGUCCCGGGCUUCACUAUAAAGUGAUGUGGAGGCAGAAGACGGCAAACAGUGAAUGGAACACAGUGACCGUGGCUAACAACUCUAAGUUUGUUGUGUCUGGAACGCCCACAUUUGUUCCUUAUGAGCUAAAAGUUCAGGCUGUGAACGACUACGGAGAAGGACCUGAGCCUGCUAUUGCCCACGGCCACUCAGGAGAGGACUUGCCAGUAGCAGCUCCAGAGAAUGUGCAGGCCAUGGUGCUGAACAGCACUCUGGCAGAGGUACACUGGGAUCCUGUGCCCUCUAAAUUAAUACGAGGACAUCUUAAAGGAUUUAAGGUAUACUACUGGAGAGAGCACAGCCUCCACAACCACAACCCUCAUCAUGUGGAGAAUAAGAUCCUGACCUUCAGUGGGAACCACAGCCACGGCAUGCUGCCUGGUCUGCACCCCUUCAGUCUCUACUCUUUCAAUGUCAGGGUUUUUAACGGCAAAGGAGAGGGUCCCCACAGCCCCACCCAGCAGUUUGAGACACCAGAAGGAGUGCCGGGGGCUCCUACUUCCCUGCAAGUCACCAACUUCAACCUGGACUCUCUAACCCUUGAAUGGAGUCCUCCUCAUGUCCGCAAUGGACGCAUCACUGGCUACACCCUCAAAUAUCAGCCAGUCAAUAACUCCUAUGAGCUGGGCCCAGUGGAGGAGCUGGCCCUGGCCGCCAAUGAGACCUCAGUCACUUUGUCCAACCUCAAGUACAGCACACGCUACAAGUUUUAUUUGAAUGCGAAAACAGUCAGGGGAGCAGGCCCAGCCAUUUCUCAGGAAGCUGUCACCAUCAUGGACGAAGCUGUGGCGAGCAGACAGGUGGACAUCGCCACUCAGGGAUGGUUUAUUGGCCUCAUGUGUGCCAUUGCUCUGCUCAUCUUGAUCCUCCUUAUUAUCUGCUUCAUCCAGAGGAAUAAGGGAGGGAAAUACCCCGUCAAAGAGAAGGAGGACGCACACACAGACCCAGAGUUUCAGCCCAUGAAAGACGAUGACUGUACCUUUGGGGAAUACAGUGACAAUGAGGACCAUAAACCAUUAAAAGGGAGCCGCACGCCAUCUAAUGGGACAGUUAAGAGAGGCGACAGUGACGACAGUUUAGUUGACUACGGGGAAGGAGGAGACGGACAGUUCAACGAGGAUGGCUCGUUUAUCGGCCAGUAUAGUGGAAAGAGUGUCAGCAGGGACACUGCUGAGGGCCAUGAGAGCUCGGAGGCCCCAUCCCCUAUUAAUGCCAUGAACUCCUUGAACUCAUUUGUGUAGCCAUUCAGUCCUCACUGAACAGUGUGAGAUGCUGCUCAAUUCCCCACAUCUCUUUUAGAGGGCUGUUCCAACAUCGCAUGGCUUUAUGAUCACAUCCCCAUCCCCAGUGGCACACAUGAAAUACAGACAUCUCAAAGACAUUUUUGUUUUCACUUGGAAAUCUUUAUGGAGAGGCUUGGAAACCUGUGGUUCAUUGUAUCUUAAGCAGCAUUUAGGGAGAAAGUAGCUCAACCAGAUAUUUGAUUUUAACAAUGCAUGAAAUACCUGAUAUGACCUAAAUCCAUAUAUUAAUUAACACUUUGAUAUUAACAAGUGUUGCAUUCUUACCACGGAUCUCUUAUAGACUAUGCAGUGCUCGUCUAAACUAUUUGUUUUUGUCAUUGGUUAUCAUACUAUCAUACUAUGUUCAUAUAGCAAUCAGUGUCUACAGUAAAUUACUAUUACUCCAUGUAUUUUUUUCCAACUCAGAAACUUGUACAGUAAUCUGUAUUUAAGAAAUGUAAUUUCCUCUUGUAAUUCCAUCACGCAUUUAUAGUGCACAAGGCAGAUCAUGUACAGUGUGUAUAUAUAUAAAGUGAAUUUUCCGUAAUCUGAAUUUUAGGAGCAGCGCACGCAGCAUGCUUGAGAUUGCUGCAUUGAUACAUCCUCAUCUGUCACCACACUUUUGAAUGAUCCAACUGAACCUAUUAAGGAGGAAGCUGCAAUGCUGCAUGGCUUGCGAUAUGACCUCAUAACCUCUGCCCUGCAUGUAACCCCCCUCUUACUGAGCUUGAUCUGAAGGCCAGUGGGAAAUACUGAGGGUAUAACAGCUCGCCUCAGUCCCUGCAGUGGUCCUUCAGCAGGUAGUGCCUUUUCUUCAAAACAACGAUUCACUUUUGAAGUCUCUUUCCAGAGUUCGGUAAUGGAAAAGAUAAGCUUAAGAAGACGAAUAUGUGGAGGGAGGAGUAAUUAAUAAACUCAUGUCAUCUUUUUCUUUUUUAAUUGAAAUCUCCCAUUGCCUUGAAAAACAGGACUGGCUUUGAUUCCUCCAAGAAGCUAAGCCCACCCACUUUGGAUCAGACUAAAACAUCAAACCCAUGUCUGGUGCAUAUUCUGCAGUUAUUAUGUACAGUACCUGAUUGUAUUUCUGAAGUAUAUGAAUGUAUGGAUAUCUGUGUGUGUGUGUGUGUGUGUGUGUGUGUGUGUGUGUGUGUGUGUGUGUGUGUGUGUGUGUGCGCUGACACAAUACAUUAUUCAAUUCCUAUUAGGCAAAAUGUGUUCACUUGUACUAACUAAACUUGAGGGCCUUUGGAUGGGAUCAAGAUUUCUUUUCUCUUAACUUGCAUCAAGUUUUUUUUUUAAAAACGUGUAGAAUAUUUGUUGAAAUUGUAAAUACCUAAAUUGAUUGUACAGGGACAAGCAGCUUAUAAGGCAGCCGAAGAGGCAAUGUUGUGCAUGAUAUGGUUUAACUUGUUGAUAGGAACUGUAUUGAAUAUAGAGUACUUGUAGAGAAUAUAUAUAAAUAUUCUUUUUUUUUCUUGCUGUGCACAGUGUACAUUGUACUGUAACUAACUGGACAGAAAACUGCAUAUAAAUUUGAAUUCUGAUUGUUUCCAGAUUUGCUUGUCAGCGAGUAAAAUAACUGGUAUUGUACAACAACAUGCAGGAUAUCGCGACAAUAUAAUUUUAUAAUUUUAAUAUUAUUCGCAUUUGUAUUGGUUCUACGCAGUCCCAAUAUACUGCCAAAACAAUGCAUUUUUCUGACAGUAUUUCAAAUGGUUUUGUAUUUAAGAACAGAUUUGUACUAACAUAUACUUUCCUUGUCUCUAUUUAAGUUUCUCCUUUUAGUGCAAGUAUGAAAUUCAAGCUACUGGAAAUAUAAUGAAUGAAUAAAAAGUUAUCUGCUUUAA
Messenger RNA from Micropterus dolomieu (smallmouth bass), 5433 nucleotides. RefSeq names its product neuronal cell adhesion molecule-like. NCBI's taxonomy places the organism in Eukaryota, Metazoa, Chordata, Actinopteri, Centrarchiformes, Centrarchidae. Gene Ontology annotation, biological process: brain development; cell-cell adhesion. The transcript has 25 exons. Gene Ontology annotation, molecular function: cell-cell adhesion mediator activity. The record is from RefSeq and is a predicted model, not a curated record. Bases 5 to 3544 code for a protein of 1179 amino acids.